ACACUCUCUCAGAGCCCCCAACCCCUCUCUUUCGAAGGAAAAAAAAAAAAAAAACAAAAAAAAUCAUUCCUUUGCCUCUCCAACCAUACACGUUCAUCAUACGCGUAUAUAUAUCUACGCGUAUUCGAAUUUAUUUGCGCCUGUAUGGAUCCAUUCUCGUUCGGAUUGAGGCUCAAUAGCGGCAGGAUUAUUGGGGUUUCUUUUGAAUUGUUUGUGUUUGUUCGAAUCUGAGCUCGUGUGAAUAAUUAUUUACGGUGCGGAAUUUGGAAUUCGAUUGUUUCUUUGGGCUGCGGACGCAAAAUCCGAAGGCUUUCGGGUUGUUCUGGUGGAUAAAUCGUUGGAUUUGAGUAUUGGUGGCUAUGGAUUAUUUCUGAUUUUUUUUUUUUUUUUCAAUUCAAUUGGUGUGUUCCUCCUGUUUGUGGAAGUUUUUGGAUUUUGGUUUUCUGUUGUCGCUUUGGUUUUGAUUAUUGAAUGGAGCAAAGAGAGGGAGCGGAUUUCCCUCCAAAAAAGCUACCGCCGCAGUCGGAAACUUCGUCGUCGACUCCAGCCGAUUUUCCGGCGAGGAAGCUCGUGAGGCAGCUGGAUUUUACUGGUCUUAGUGAUGGCGCCACCGCAUCGAGUGCGGAGCAUCCACAGUCGGCAAAUUCGAGCCAGCCGGCUCCUCGGCAGCCACAAUUGGCGAAGUCGAGCCAGCCGCCGAUGCCCGCUCACCUUCACCCGCCGCAGAUGGUAUUUAUGACGACACAACAGCCACUGCAGCCGGCGGCUCCCCCCGCUCAUCCUUCUUUGCGCCCAAUUGCAAAACCUGAAUCCCCAAGAGCAAGGUCGAGACAGAAUGUGAAUGACGUAAAAGAUUGUACGCCAAAGAAGCCAAAACAGUGUAAUUGCAAGCAUUCACGAUGCUUGAAGUUAUAUUGUGAAUGUUUUGCAUCGGGAACCUAUUGUGAUGGUUGCAACUGUGCAAAUUGUCAUAACAAUGUUGAAAAUGAAGCUGCCAGACGUGAAGCAGUUGAGGCGACUCUGGAGCGCAAUCCAAAUGCUUUCAGGCCAAAAAUUGCUAGUAGUCCUUAUGGACCCCGAGAUAGAAGGGAAGAGAUGGGCGAAAUAUUGGUUUCAGGAAAGCAUAACAAAGGAUGUCACUGUAAGAAAUCUGGGUGUCUCAAGAAGUACUGUGAAUGCUUCCAAGCAAAUAUUCUUUGCUCCGAAAAUUGCAAAUGCAUGGACUGCAAAAAUUACGAAGGAAGUGAAGAGAGACAAGCUCUCUUCCAUGGAGAUCAUGCCAAUAACAUGAUGCAUAUCCAGCAGGCAGCCAAUGCUGCAAUUACAGGUGCAAUUGGAUCUUCUGGUUUUGGUUCACCCCAAGUGGGCAAAAAACGGAAGGGUCAAGAUCUUUUCUUUGGAUCAACAACAAAAGACCCCGCACACAGGCUUGAACCGUUGCAACAGGCUAACCAGAUAAAGGCUUCUGUAUCUUCCUCUCCCUUCUCUCCAGUUCCUUGUGCUCACCCUGGCAAUGCAUCGGUAUUAAGUCCAUCCAAAUAUAGAUAUAGGUCCCUCUUAGCUGACAUCAUUCAGCCCCAGGAUUUGAAAGAGCUGUGCUCAGUUCUUGUUGUGUAUUCGGCAGAAGCUGCGAAGAUGUUUGAAGGCAGAGGUGCAACAGACAAGCAAACAGAAGCUUCCGGAGAAACCUCAAUGGGUUCGUCAAUUCAAGACCAGCAACAUUCUGCAGCCGAGGAAGCUCCGACCAAUGAUCAUUCAUCUGAAAAGUUGGAUGAGAAGGCCAAGCCCGAGUCUGCUUCUGAUGGAGCUGACACAUCGAAAGGGCCAAUAUCUCCCAGCACAUUAGCUCUACUCUGCGAUGAAGGAGCCACAAUGUUCAGUACUGUUGACUCCUCCAAUGGGUUGGUGGCCCAUAACAACUCAAAUUCUCAGUCGUCGGAUGAACAAGGGCCCAGCGAGGUCUACGCUGAGCAGGAAAGAAUCGUUUUAACAAAGUUCCGAGAUUGCCUCAACAAGCUCAUCACAUUAGGAGAAAUAAAAGAAACAAAGUAUUCGUCAUUGGCGCGAACACAGUCAGGAAACAACGAUAAAGAUCCUACAAGUAGCAGCGCCACUUCUAACACAACUAGGAAUCAACAGUCGGCAGGCAACGGUCGAAUUUCGAUUCCUUCAGAGAGCAGCAGUCUAACAGUAACACCCCAUCAGAAAAUAAAAAGCGCCGAAAAUGGUGAUGUAAAAAUAGCAGCAACACCAGAAGACAGUCUUUAGACUUUGGCGGUGUCG
Messenger RNA from Andrographis paniculata, 2283 nucleotides. Its product is annotated as protein tesmin/TSO1-like CXC 5. Lineage: Eukaryota; Viridiplantae; Streptophyta; Magnoliopsida; Lamiales; Acanthaceae. The record is from RefSeq and is a predicted model, not a curated record. Bases 472 to 2268 code for a protein of 598 amino acids. Gene Ontology annotation, cellular component: nucleus. The transcript has 9 exons. Gene Ontology annotation, biological process: regulation of DNA-templated transcription.